Drosophila ananassae is the source of this 1475-nucleotide messenger RNA. It is a transcript of the gene Cdk8, whose product is annotated as cyclin-dependent kinase 8. The record is from RefSeq and is a predicted model, not a curated record. The transcript is spliced from 2 exons. Gene Ontology annotation, molecular function: ATP binding; cyclin-dependent protein serine/threonine kinase activity; RNA polymerase II CTD heptapeptide repeat kinase activity. The coding region runs from base 11 to 1369 and encodes 452 amino acids. Lineage: Eukaryota; Metazoa; Arthropoda; Insecta; Diptera; Drosophilidae. Gene Ontology annotation, cellular component: mediator complex; nucleus. Gene Ontology annotation, biological process: protein phosphorylation.
UUUUAGCGCAAUGGAUUACGAUUUUAAGAUGAAGACCCAAAUGGAGCGCACCAAGGUGGAAGAUCUGUUCAACUACGAAGGAUGCAAGGUGGGGCGGGGCACCUACGGACACGUCUACAAGGCAAAGUGGAAGGAGACAAGCGACGGCAAAGAAUAUGCCCUUAAGCAAAUAGAUGGCACUGGUCUGUCCAUGUCCGCUUGCCGGGAGAUCGCCCUGCUGCGGGAGCUGAAGCACCAGAAUGUAAUUACCCUGAUCCGGGUGUUUCUUUCGCACAAUGACCGAAAGGUGUUCCUUCUGAUUGACUAUGCGGAGCAUGAUCUGUGGCACAUCAUCAAGUUCCAUAGGGCGGCAAAGGCUUCGAAGAAACAGGUGGUUGUACCCCGUGGCAUGGUGAAGAGUUUGCUGUACCAAAUUUUGGACGGCAUCCACUACCUUCACAGCAACUGGGUGCUGCAUCGGGAUCUGAAGCCAGCCAACAUCCUGGUGAUGGGCGAUGGCAAUGAGCGAGGAAGGGUUAAAAUCGCUGACAUGGGCUUCGCGCGACUGUUUAAUGCGCCCUUGAAGCCGUUGGCUGAUCUAGAUCCAGUGGUGGUCACCUUUUGGUAUCGCGCCCCGGAACUACUGCUGGGCGCUCGCCAUUACACCAAGGCCAUUGAUAUUUGGGCCAUCGGCUGCAUCUUCGCCGAGCUACUGACGUCGGAACCAAUUUUCCACUGCCGCCAGGAGGACAUUAAGACAAGCAAUCCCUACCACCACGACCAGUUGGACAGGAUUUUCAACGUCAUGGGUUUCCCGCAGGAUAAGGAUUGGGAGGACAUCAAGAAGAUGCCGGAACACCAUACCUUAACGAAGGAUUUCAAGCGGUCCACGUACUCCACCUGCUCGCUGGCCAAGUACAUGGAGCGACACAAGAUUAAGCCGGACAGCAAGGCCUUCCAUCUGCUGCAGAAGCUGUUACUGAUGGAUCCCAACAAGCGCAUAACCUCCGAGCAGGCCAUGCAGGAUCAGUACUUCCAAGAGGAGCCGUUGCCCACGCAGGACGUCUUUGCCGGCUGCCCCAUUCCGUAUCCCAAGAGGGAGUUCCUCACCGACGAUGAUCAAGAGGAUAAGUCCGACACUAAGCGCCAACAGCAGCAGCAACAACAGCAACAGCAGCAACAACAACAGCAACAGCAGCAGCAACAACAGCAGCAAAUGAACUCGUCGGAGCCGAAUGCGAAGAGAGUACGGUUGUCGGGAGCUGGCAACCAGCAGGACUUCCACCACCAGCAGCAGCAGGCUCAACAGCAACAGCAGCAACAACAGCAGCAGCAACAGCAACAAAUGAUGUUCAACCAGCAACAGAAUUUCCAGCAACGCUUCAACUGAGAGACUGAUUAAUGCAGCAUUUUUAUACCACUCCUUUACUACUCCUAGCCUUCUAAGUAUUUAAUGACUUUAGUGCGUAACGAAAAUACAAAAAACCGUACAGUAA